Messenger RNA from Trichoplusia ni (cabbage looper), 699 nucleotides. It is a transcript of the gene mtSSB, whose product is annotated as single-stranded DNA-binding protein, mitochondrial. The record is from RefSeq and is a predicted model, not a curated record. Gene Ontology annotation, molecular function: single-stranded DNA binding. Gene Ontology annotation, biological process: mitochondrial DNA replication; positive regulation of helicase activity. Gene Ontology annotation, cellular component: mitochondrial nucleoid. Bases 155 to 595 code for a protein of 146 amino acids. The transcript has 3 exons. Lineage: Eukaryota; Metazoa; Arthropoda; Insecta; Lepidoptera; Noctuidae.
GUUACACCCACCUUACCAUUGUUUCAAAAAGUUUAAAGUUAGGUUAUGUACUUGCUUGUAAAACUUUAGUCGGAUGAAUCCUGAAACAUAAUUUCGGAUUGAUGUGCCAUUAAGAAUUUACUUCUGUUGCUAGCAAAAUCUUCGUCUUACCGCCAUGUUUCCAGCACUCAGAAUUCCACACAUAUUACGGCAAAUCACUGGGUUUCAACAUCUUCAUUCAUCUGCUACACAACAUAGUACCCAGAAACAGGAGAAAACAAUUAACCAAGUUACAUUGCUUGGUAGAGUUGGAGCAGAUCCACAGAAGCGUGGUUCCGAGGAACAUCCUGUAAUAAACUUUCCAUUAGCUACUCAUUUUAGUUACAAAUAUGAAUCAGGAGAUGUCUUACAACGAACUGACUGGCACAGAAUAAGUAUUUUUAAACCAGGUCUUAGAGACACAGUAUAUAAAUUUCUUAAAAAAGGUCACAGAGUUUAUAUUACUGGGAAAUUGUCAUAUGGUGAAGUUAAAAUGGAUGAUGGUCAAGUCAGAACUGCUUCCACAAUAAUAGCAGAUGAUGUCAUAUUUUUCCAGAAUGCACCUCCUGAACAUUAAUUUUGGUAAUAAUAAAAUUACUGUGUUUAAGUUUUGAUUAGAUGCUAAGUAUAAUGUAGAUGAAUAUGUGAUAAGAAAUAAAAAACUUUUAAAACUGCCAUGUA